UACACAACUGCGAAUAAAAUAGUAUAAAAACGUCGUCCGCUUGUUCGUCCCCUUCCGCCAUCCAUUCCCAUCCCCUCCUCCGUCGAAACCCUUCUCUGAGGAACCUCAAACCCCAUGGAACAUCUCUCAAGAUUUUUGUGAUUUUCUUUGGGCUUAAUCUUAAUCUUCUCUGCGAGUCGAUUUGUAGCCAAAUUGAUUCAAUCCCUGCCGCAAAGACCGAUCCAUACGUUCAAUCGGAGAAAGGGGGCAAAUUGAGAUAUGGACUACGACCGGCAGCAGGAACAGGACGACGAUGUUUACGGUGGCGACGUGCCGGAGGAAGCCUACAUGGAAUCCGAUUUUGACUCAUCUGUAGACGCGGAUGCUGCGGCCGCCGCCGCGGCGGAGGCUGACGCCAAAGCUAAGGAGUUGGAGGAGAUGAAGAAGCGAUUGCAGGAGAUUGAGCAGGAAGCUGGAGCACUUCGCGAAAUGCAGGCGAAGGUCGAGAAAGAGAUGAAUGGGACUCAAGAUGAUUCGGGUGAUACAUCUGUUAUUUUGGCUGAAAAGGAGGAGGUUGAUUCUCGAUCGAUAUAUGUUGGUAAUGUUGAUUAUGCUUGCACGCCUGAGGAGGUGCAGCAACAUUUUCAGUCGUGUGGGACUGUAAACAGGGUCACGAUUCUGACCGAUAAGUACGGACAACCCAAAGGGUUCGCUUAUGUGGAGUUUGUGGAGGCUGAGGCUGUCCAGAAUGCUACCCUGCUGAACGAGACUGAGCUGCACGGCCGGCAAAUUAAGGUAUCUCCCAAGCGAACAAAUAUUCCGGGAAUGAAGCAGUUUCGGGGUAGACGCCCGAAUCCAUAUUAUGGAUUCAGAAGGCCCUUUAUGCCUGCGCCCCCUCCGUACGGGAGGGUUCCUAGGUUCCGGCGUCCUAUUAGAUACCGGCCAUAUUGAAUCGAAUAGUCUUGGUCAUCAGACAGCCUUUGAUUGGUACCAUGUUAUUGCUAUUGUUAUGGUUGUAAUUUUAGUUUAAUUUUGAUACAGAACAAUAUAUGACAUACAUACAUAUGAUAGGAAAAAAGAAAGGAGGAAACGUAACUGUGUUUGGAUUCAUGUUGUUGUUAUUCUUAUUCUGGUUUUGGGAACCUUCAAAGAUCAAUUGUUUUUGUGCUUAUUGACUUAUUUAUUUAAGGUCUAUUUUAUGCAA
Molecule: messenger RNA, 1183 nt
Organism: Andrographis paniculata
Lineage: Eukaryota; Viridiplantae; Streptophyta; Magnoliopsida; Lamiales; Acanthaceae
Product: polyadenylate-binding protein 1-like
Exons: 6
Coding region: 259-930 (223 amino acids)
Molecular function (GO): RNA binding
Source: RefSeq, a predicted model, not a curated record